Molecule: messenger RNA, 897 nt
Organism: Helobdella robusta
Lineage: Eukaryota; Metazoa; Annelida; Clitellata; Rhynchobdellida; Glossiphoniidae
Exons: 9
Coding region: 1-897 (298 amino acids)
Biological process (GO): intracellular protein transport
Cellular component (GO): endosome
Source: RefSeq, a predicted model, not a curated record
AUGUCUUCGGUUAUUGACAUCAGACUGAAAAGAGCAAACAAAAUUUACCAUGAAAACGAUAUUCUUACAGGACUUGUUGUUAUAAGCAGCAAAUCGGAGAGCAGUCACAAUGGCAUAACAUUAGCUUUGGAUGGGACAGUUAAUUUGCAGUUGAGUCCUAAGUCUGUCGGCACGUUUGAGGCGUUUUAUAAUUCCAUUAAACCCAUUCCGCUUAUAUCAUACACCUGUGAACUGAUAAAACCUGGAAAAUUGCCAUCAGGUACUAUAGAAGUACCUUUUGAAAUAACGUUGGUACCCCAAAACAAAACAAGGCCUUUGUAUGAAACUUAUCAUGGUGUUUUCAUCAAUAUUCAAUAUUUAAUCACUGUUGAUAUGAAAAAAUCAAUUCUCAGCAGGGAUAUAUCAAAACAAUGUGAAUUUAUUAUGGAAAACGGGGCUAGUCGUGGAGAAAAAGCCUGUCAAAUGCAUAUUGAUUUUGUGCUUAAUCCUUCAAGUAUAAGUAGCAAAGAUAAAGCAUAUUUGCCCAGUUUUGAAAUUGUUGGAUCUGUUGAUUCUACAAAAUGUUGCAUCACUCAGCCUUUCACUGGAAAUAUAAAUGUUUUGAAAUCAAAUGUGAGCAUAAGAUCAAUUGAAAUUCAACUCAUAAGAGUUGAAACUUGCGGUUGUGCUGAAGGCUAUGCUAGAGAUGCGACUGAAAUUCAGAAUAUCCAAAUUGCCGAUGGUGAUGUAUGCCGAGGCUUGGACAUUCCUCUAUACAUGGUAUUCCCGCGACUCUUCACAUGUCCCACCCUCUUCACUGAUAAUUUCAAAAUAGAAUUUGAAAUCAACAUAGUCAUUAUCUUCUGCAAUGAUCACAUGGUCUCAGAAAAUAUUCCCAUCAGACUCAGCAGAUAUUGA